Acanthopagrus latus (yellowfin seabream) is the source of this 2648-nucleotide messenger RNA. RefSeq names its product complement factor B. Bases 123 to 2456 code for a protein of 777 amino acids. NCBI's taxonomy places the organism in Eukaryota, Metazoa, Chordata, Actinopteri, Spariformes, Sparidae. Gene Ontology annotation, molecular function: serine-type endopeptidase activity. Gene Ontology annotation, cellular component: extracellular region. Gene Ontology annotation, biological process: proteolysis; complement activation. The transcript has 19 exons. The record is from RefSeq and is a predicted model, not a curated record.
GCCGUGUUAAUGGGUAAUCAGACAUCAAAUAAAACAUUUGACUGCAGGUCGAUACAGACACUCUCGCUGUGGCUUCUGUCACUCGAAGACACAAACACUGCUGACACAGACGGCGUACGGUCAUGGAUGUCAAGCCCGUACUAUGGAUCCUUCUCUUCACCUCUGCCCAGAAAGUGUCCCUGCAGGGGUAUGAGGAUAGUUAUGAGUAUGCAGCGUACGACAUGCAGCCUCUGAACUGUUCGACCACCGAGAGCAUCAAAGGCGGACAUGUCACUUACUCACAGGGAGGGCUGGAGGGCAGCGUGUUGACCUAUCACUGCAGCCUGGGGCAGUACCCUCACCCUGUCAGCAACAGGCUCUGCAGCGCUGAUGGGGAGUGGUCGCCCAUGAGAUUAGCCAAUGGCAGACAGGUGUCACGGGCCACAUGCAAAGAUGUGUUGUGUCCGGCUCAGCUCCAGUUGGAUAAUGGUGACUUCUGGCCAAGGGACCAGUGGCUCCAUGUUGGGGAGACGCAGAGCUUCUCCUGCCAGGAAGGGUUCACCCUGUACGGGUCAGCCCAGAGAAACUGCACCCUCUCUGGGGAGUGGACGGGAACCACUCCUGUUUGUGACAACCAUGCUGAUGACUGCAAUGACCCAGGGGUCCCACCAGGGGCCCAGAGGUCAGGGGGCCGGUUUCACACUGGAGAGAAGGUGAUCUACCGUUGUCAGGCUGGUCUGGAUCUGCUCGGGUCGGCUGAAAGGGUUUGCUUGGAGAACAGGGAGUGGACUGGCUCGACACCGCGGUGCCAAGGUCCGAAUACCUUUGACUCCCCCAGCACCGUGGCAGCAGCCAUGGCAGGGUCACUUGCGGGAAUCAUGGAUGUACUUUCACCAGACUCCAAAAAGAGUGUAAGGUCCUUCGGCCGAUCCUUCCGUGUGGCUGAAGUCAGCCGUAUGAAUGUCUACAUUUUACUGGAUACUUCGGGAAGCAUCGCAACGAAAGACUUUGAAAAGUCCAGGGAGGCCACCGUUGCUCUCAUCAGAAAGUUGGACAGCUACGAGGUGCAGAUGAACUUCCACGUGUUGUCAUUUGCCAGUGAGGCUAUAGACAUUGUAAACAUCACAGAUUCUGAUAUAAGUGGUAGCAGUGACGACGUCAUUUGGAGUCUGCUGGACUUCGACUACCACCGCCAUGGCAAAAAGACGGGCACCAACCUGUACGCUGCCCUGCGACGUGUCAAUGAGAUGAUCGGCUACUUAAAGCAAAACAGCGCCGAGAACCACUUUAACGAGACUCAGAACAUCAUCAUCAUAGAAACAGACGGUUUCUCUAACACGGGGAUGAAGCCUCAGAUUGCUCUGGCCCGUAUCCGUGAUCUUCUGGGCUACCAGGCCACAUCACCCGAUCACACAGAUGAGACAAUGCUGGAUGUCUAUGUGUUUGGUUUGGGUGAAGACGUCAACAAGGAUCAGUUGAACGCCCUAGCAUCUAAGAAACGCGGUGAGAAUCACGUCUUCGUUCUGAAAGACUACGAUACCCUGGGAGAGGUGUUCAACAGCAUCAUUAGUGACAAGAGUGUGACGAUGUGUGGGAUAGCUCAGGAGCACAUAAAGGAUCCAGAGGAGAAUAAAGCCUUCCACACCAAACCCUGGCACGUCAGUGUGACUGUGACAAAGACUCCGCUCUGUUUCGGAUCUAUUCUGAGCCCGAACUGGGUGCUGACAGCUGCUCACUGUUUUGCCAAAGCGAGCACAGACAAUGUCCCUCAGGAGGUGUCAAUACAACACGGUGAGGGCAUAGUGUUAUCCAAGAGGGUGAUCAUGCACCCAGAGUUCAACACCAGGGCGCUCCAACACAGGAAUGUGUCUGAGUUCUAUGACUACGAUGUGGCUCUGGUACACGUGAACAAGAGCAUCCCGCUCUCCUGGAAAGCCAGACCAAUCUGCUUGCCGUGUACGGUGCCAGCCAGCCGAGCAAUGAAGAGAGUCAACUCUACCUGUCAGCAGCACAGGGAGGAACUACUACCAACAAAGGAGACUGCCGCCUUUUUCAUCCAUGACCAUAAGGAACCUGAGCGCAAAGAAACAUAUAUUCACACACAGAGUGAAAGGCCUAGCUGUGUGGAGAAGGCGAUGCAAACACUCAAAGAUCCCACCGACGUGACUUUGGAUGAGUAUGUACCCGUCAGAUUCCUCUGCUCCGGGGGAUCUUCAGGAUAUGAGUACUCUAUCUCCUGUAAAGGUGACUCUGGUGGAUCCCUGUUCCUACAAAAAAGAAAGCGCUACUUUCAGGUGGGAGUGCUGAGCUGGGGCACAAUGGACGUAUGCAACCCACUCAACACAGUUCGGGGAGUGGACAGGAGUGUCAGGCCGCAUCCUGAUGCUCGAGACUUUCACAUCGACCUGUUCAAGAUAAUGCCAUGGCUGAAGGAGCAUCUGGGGGAGGAGAUCCAGUUCCUGCCUGACGUUAACUGAAAACCUCCAUAACCAGUCAACUGAGGUCUGGUUGGAUGAAGCCACAAUAACAGUGCACAACAGAGUUUUACAUAACUUUAUCGUCAGACAGAAUACUACUGUUUUUUUGUAUAGCUGUGGUGCAGUAAACUCACUUGUAGAGGAAGAUGUUUAGUUAACAAAAUCUUACACAACAUAAAAAAAGUAAUUAUU